AUGCCCCCUUCACCAGCAAUGAGGGUUUCCUCUGGCAGGGAGCUUAGAGCAGAAAGUCACAAGAGGGGGCGCAGUCUUGAGAGCGGAAUUCUGUUCAGAGAAAAGGAUGAUGAUCUUGCUUUGUUCAACGAGGUACAGAGCAGAGAAAGAGACAAUUUCUUGCUUCAGUCAAAUGAUGAUUUCGAAGACACGUUCUCCACAAAAUUGAGAUACUUCUCAGAUUAUAAGCUAGGAAUCUCCAUUCCCUCCCGAGGCGAGAGUAGUGAUCUUCUAAAUGCAGAUGGAGAGAAGAAUGACUAUGACUGGCUAUUAACACCUCCCGACACCCCUCUCUUUCCUUCUUUGGAUGAUGAGCCACCACCAGUUAAUCUUGCUCAGAGGGGUAGACCUAGAAGUCAGCCUAUUUCAAUCUCAAGAUCAUCAACGAGGGAGAAGAGUCAAAGAAGUAGUAGAGGUAGUGCAAGCCCAAAUCGCUUGAGUCCAUCUCCUCAGUCUGGCAGUAGAAGUUUCCAAUCGAGGGGCAGGCCAUCUUCAACACCUCAUUCUAGUCCAACUCCUAGUAUACGGCAUGCGACUCCAACACGGCAACUAUCAUCCCCACCAAGUAAACCCUCAACACCUGCUCCAAGGGCUUCUACACCAACCCCUCAGAGAAUUAGCACAAGUUCUAGUGGCACUGUGGCCUCUUCUAGGGUGAGAGGUACCUCCCCUGUGAAGACAAGUAGAGGGAACUCUGCGUCACCAAAAAUAAGGGUGUGGCAAACAAAUAUUCCAGGUUUUUCAUCAGAUGCACCUCCUAAUCUUCGUACUUCGCUUGUUGAUCGACCAGCUUCAUAUGUGAGGGGCUCUUCUCCAGCAUCAAGAAAUGGUAGGGAUUCAUCCUUCAGAUCAGGCAGACAAUCAAUGUCUCCAACUGCUUCUAGAAGCAUCAGUUCAUCAUAUAGUAAUGACCGGGAUCGACUUAGCUCCUCCCAUGGUAAAGGUUCUGUUGCAUCAUCUGGUGAUGAUGAUGUAGACUCCCAACAGUCUAUUUCUGUGGGUAACUCAGACCGCUCAGCUUCAAGGGGUGUGGGGGCAUUUUCAAAUAAUAAAGCUUUGGCCUUCUCCAAGAAGCCAACCAGGAUAGUGUCCUCAAGUUCUGCUCCAAAAAGAUCUUUUGAUACAGCACUACGACAAAUGGUAUCUUAUUGUCAGUUUCAUUUGAGCUUUGAUAAUAUCCACUUCAUGGUUAUAUUAUUGCGCGUGAGAAUUAGUGUUUGA
This is a messenger RNA of Ilex paraguariensis (yerba mate), 1260 nucleotides long. The record is from the annotation of a GenBank genome assembly. NCBI's taxonomy places the organism in Eukaryota, Viridiplantae, Streptophyta, Magnoliopsida, Aquifoliales, Aquifoliaceae.